Macadamia integrifolia is the source of this 3884-nucleotide messenger RNA. RefSeq names its product disease resistance protein RUN1-like. Bases 205 to 3546 code for a protein of 1113 amino acids. The transcript has 5 exons. NCBI's taxonomy places the organism in Eukaryota, Viridiplantae, Streptophyta, Magnoliopsida, Proteales, Proteaceae. Gene Ontology annotation, molecular function: ATP hydrolysis activity; ADP binding. Gene Ontology annotation, biological process: signal transduction; defense response. The record is from RefSeq and is a predicted model, not a curated record.
AUGUCGGCUCCCCCUUAUGGUCUGUUUCUGACUUCUCUUCAAUUCUUUCACUCCACGAAAACGAGCUACGACAACCAAGUCGUACCAAGUCGUUUUAGUCUCCACUCCAUCGCAGAUUCUCAGCUCAGUUAAAGGAAACCGACCCCUCGAGACUCCAUUUCCAUAUCCGAUCUCCAUCCUCGAUCUCUUCUUCCUCCUUGUUCCAUGGCGUCUUCUUCCUCUACCUCCUCCUCCGCUCCUCGCUUCAAUCACGAUGUCUUCCUUAGCUUCAGAGGCGAAGACACUCGUCAUAACUUCACCGAUCAAAUCUUCAAUGCCCUAAUCGCAAAAGGCAUCCACACUUUCAGAGACGAUGAUGAGCUUCGUAGAGGAGAAAACAUCGCUUCAGAGCUAAGCAAAGCCAUCAAUGGAUCGAGGAUUUCUGUUAUUAUCUUUUCAAAGAAUUAUGCCAAUUCAAGGUGGUGUCUCGAUGAGCUUGUCGAUAUCAUGGAAUGCAGAGACAAGAACGGACAGCUCGUUUUGCCUGUUUUCUUUGAUGUCGAACCGGAGGUUGUGCGGGAUCAGAUUGGGUGCUAUAAGAAGCAUUUUGAGGAUCACGAAGUGCGUUUUGCAAAAGAAAUGAAGAGGGUGAACCGAUGGAGAAGAGUUCUUGCCGAAUCUGCGAGUCUCUCGGGGUUUAUUAAAUCCCAAUAUGACUCCGUCGGGGAUGAAACUUUUAUCCAGUGUAUUGUUGAAGAGGUUGUCACUAAACUGAAUCAAAUGCACUUGAAUAUUGCUGUGUACCCAGUUGGUAUUGACUCUCGUGUAGAAGAUAUUCGUUUUCUGUUAAGUGUGGGGUCAAAUGAUGUUCGCAUCAUUGGGGUUCAUGGUAUGGGCGGAAUAGGCAAGACAACAAUUGCUAAGGCCAUCUAUAAUGAAGUCUUUCACAAAUUUGAUGGCAGCAGUUUUCUUGCAAAUGUAAGAGUAGUUUCAGAACCCAAUGGUCUAGUUCAGUUACAAGAACGACUUCUUUCUGAUAUCCUAAUGAACAGGAACCAAAAGAUAGACGAUGUUGAGGAGGGAAUCAAAUUGAUCAAAAGCAGUCUCUGCCAUAAAAGGGUUCUUAUUGUUCUUGAUGAUGUGGAUCAAGCAGAAAAAUUCAAUGACUUGGCUAAGAUGCGUGACUGGUUCGGCCCAGGAAGUAGAAUCAUUAUUACAACUAGAGAUGAAGAACUGCUAAAUAAGUUUAAAGUGGAUGAGACGUAUGAGGCCAAAGAAUUAAAUGAUGAACAAUCUCUUGAGCUGUUUAGUAGGCAUGCCUUCAGAGAAGACAAACCUGUGAAAGAUUAUGAGGAACUUUCAAAUGGUGUUGUAAGAUAUGUUGGAGGGCUUCCAUUAGCCCUUGAAGUGUUGGGUUCGUUUUUGUAUGACAAAAAGAGCACAUCUGAAUGGAGAAGUGCAUUAAAGAAAUUGGAAGUGCAUCCUCAUAAGCAGCUUAAGAAUAGACUUCUAUUUGAUGUCAAAGAAAAAGAAAUGGAUAUAUUCCUCGACAUUGCCUGUUUCUUUAUUGGGAUGGAUAAAGAUUAUGCCAUGAAAAUACUAGAUAGCUAUCAUCUUAACUUGGAAGCUGGAAUUAGUGCUCUCCGUCGAAGGUCUCUUGUAACAAUCAAUGAAAACAAUGAGUUUGUAAUGCGCGAUCUGCUUAGAGACAUGGGAAGGGAGAUUGUUCGUGAACAAUCCCCUAGAGAACCUGGAAAACGUAGCAGAUUAUGGUCUCAUGAUGAAGCUUAUGAUGUAUUGGUGGGAGGCACGGGUUCUGCAGUUGAGGGCCUCAUCCUAAACUCUCCUUUCAAGGUACAAUUGAGUACUGAAGCAUUUGAAAAGAUGUCCAAACUAAGAUUGCUCCGACUCAACAAUGUACUGCUCACAGGAAGCUAUGAGCAUUUCUCCAAAGAACUGAGAUGGUUCUGUUGGCGAGAAUCUCCUUUGAAAUGUAUACCGAUUGAUUUUCGUCCAGUCAAUCUUGUUGUUCUUGACAUGCAGUAUGGUAGUCUCAAACAGGUUUGGAAGGAAACCAAGGAACUUAGAAGUUUGAAAAUCCUUAAUCUCAGCCAUUCCAAUGAUUUAACCAGAACACCUGACUUUUUAGGACUUCCAAAUUUGGAGAAAUUGAUUCUUGAAGGUUGUACAAGUUUGGUUGAGGUUCACCAGUCCAUUGGUCAUCUCAACAGACUUGUUCUCUUGAAUCUAAAGGACUGCAAAAUUCUCAAGAAUCUUCCUAGUAGCAUUUGUAAAUUGAAAGCUCUUGAAAGUCUUACUCUCACGGGCUGCCCAAAGCUUAAUAAGCUACCAGAGGAUUUAGGUGAGAUGGAUUCCUUGACAGAGCUUUUUGCAGAUGAAAGUACCAUAGAGAAACUACCCUCCUCAAUUGGACACUUGAAGAAGUUGAAAAGCUUAUCUUUAAGAGGAUGUAAAGGAUCACCAUCUAAGUCAUGGCUCUCAUUUUGCUGGCCCUGGGGACCUCGAAAAAGUCCUGAUUCCAUCACUUUAUUGCUAUCUUCUUUCACAGGUUUAUAUUCAUUGGAAAAGCUAAUUCUUGAGGAUUGCAAUAUGUCUGAUGCAAUUCCCAUUGAUCUUCAAAGAUUAUCCUCAUUGCAAGAAUUAUUUCUUGGCAAAAACAAUUUUUGUAGUCUAUCAACCAGAAUCAAUCACCUUUCUCAACUUCGUUUACUUGAUCUGGGAAAAUGUACCAGACUACGAUCACUCCCAGAGCUUCCUUCAAAUUUAAGUAUCUUGAAUGCAAGCAGUUGCAUUUGUAUGGAAAGAUUGCCCGAUUUAUCAAACUUUCAGAACUUUCCAUCCUUGCUGUUCAUUAAUUGCCACAAGCUUAUUGAGAUUCAGACAAAAACUUCUAGAAGGAAUCUCCUUCAGGGACUGUUGGAACGUGGUAGGAAGCUUGACAUAUUUCUUCCGGGGGAUGAGGUUCCAGACUGGUUCAUCCAUCAGUGCGAGGGGCCUUCAAUAUCAUUUCUACUUCCGCCUUGCAAUCAUAAGAUCCUAGGGCUGACACUCUGUGCUGUAUAUGUUGCCAACAAAGAAGCUGAUAAUUUCACUGCUCUUUUUGAUGGAGACAAGCACACUGGUCCUCCUUCAGCUAAAAUCAAAGUUGGAAGCAACAAUGGUGUGGCCUAUCAUCCAAAUGUCAAAGAUAUUCCUAUAACCCAUCAAGAUCACAUCUGGGUGUGCCAUGUUCCAGCAUUUGGGAAUCAAUUGGAAGGUGGGGUUGGCAUUGAGCUCUCAAUAGAAAUAGGGGAGCCGCUCAAGGUGAAGAAGUGUGGGAUCCAUCUUCAAUACGAGAAAAUAAAUGGGAAGGCACCCCAACUAAGCAGUGGAGAAGCAAUUCAACAUGCCACUGUUGUUGACGGAGAUAGAUCAGCACUAGCUAAGCUGAGCACUAAAACCAAGAGAGGCCGUAGUGAGAUUGAGUCGGGACCCAGUAAUGGCACACCUAAUGGGAACCAAGAAGCCAGACGGUUGAGGACUGAAUCUGAUCCAACCAUGUAUUAAAGCUUGGUUCAGUGGAGCAUGAAAUAACUUUAGAAGAAACUACAUUGAUUUCAUUUCGGCAUGCAACACAAGAAUUAGCUACCUCCAUCUGAGUUAUUCAUUUGUCAGUUCAUGCUCAUGCAGGAAGAUAGGUAUUUCUGUACCUUCCCUCAAGGAUUUUGUUUCUUUUUUUUUUAGAAGCUGAUGGCUUUCACACUGACAAUCCAUUGGAGUGAAUAUGGUUACUCAUUUGCUAACAGAGGCAUUCCUGGUAUGCAUGUGGUUGAAGCUUGUAUUAACAUUGUUCCCUUCAAGCAUGGCUUUUAUUAUUCAAUAAUAAGAGAAUAAGAUUGGAUGCA